Messenger RNA from Chelonoidis abingdonii (Abingdon island giant tortoise), 1543 nucleotides. It is a transcript of the gene HIGD1A, whose product is annotated as HIG1 hypoxia inducible domain family member 1A. The record is from RefSeq and is a predicted model, not a curated record. Gene Ontology annotation, biological process: mitochondrial respirasome assembly; negative regulation of apoptotic process. Gene Ontology annotation, cellular component: mitochondrion. NCBI's taxonomy places the organism in Eukaryota, Metazoa, Chordata, Testudines, Testudinidae.
AAUAAGAGCAGGGGGCGGAGCGCGCGCAGAUAGUAGAAGCCGGCCGGUCCCGGGGUGAGUGACAGCGAGUGUGUAGUUCAGUCGGUGCGUGUGCGGCUGUGAGGGGAGUCGCUAGCGGUCAACAUGUCAUCCAAUCAGGAAUCCGUUCUUCCUAGCUUUGAGACUGAUAACAGCCAGACAUCAAAACUGAUCAGAAAAUCUAAAGAGUCACCAUUUGUACCAGUUGGGAUAGCUGGUUUGAUUGCAGUUGUAGGCUAUGGACUGUACAAACUGAAGCACAGAGGCAAUACAAAAAUGUCUGUUCACCUGAUUCACAUGCGCGUGGCAGCCCAGGGCUUUGUUGUUGGAGCAAUGACAUGUGGUGUGCUCUACUCAAUGUAUCGGGAAUACCUGGCAAAACCCAAGGAGUAAAAAAAAAUAAAUAUAACUGAAAUCUGUGCGUGGUGGUGGUGGUCUAUAUCUUAGUUAUAGACCUCAUAUUGAGGUGUCUUUUUAAUUAAAGAAAGAAGAGUGGGAAAUAAAAAUUCAAGGAUGUACAGUAUUGUAGAACCACAUGUCUUGUGCCUGGUAUUGAACCUUUUAGGUUGCCAGUCUGGAUCUAGCACAAGGUGGUGGUGACAAAGCUACCACAAUCUGCCGGCUCUCUUAGACUGAGACUACCAUACCCACUAGGAACUUGUGUAUUUUACAGCACAGUGCCUCUCUUCCCUUUCCCACCCAAUCUCCCUACACACAACUGGUAAUUUAUGGCAUUCUUGACCAGAAGUCCAAGGAUUGUAAAUAGGUCUGGGACCCAAACACCCUUCUUACAUUGGAGUGGUGGUCUCGCCAGCUCAUGGCUGAACCACCUAAAAGAGUCUGCAUGGAGAAGGUUGUACUCCUACCUAUGUUGUCUCUGUCCUGUAGAUAAAGGGACUUCAGUCUUUUAAGGCUAUAAUCCAGCACUUUCACUAGCACUAAACUCACUCAAAAUAAUUCUUAAACUUACAUAGAACAAAAUGGUUUUAAAACUAAAAAUAGGUAUUGUUUAAUUUGAAGCAUGAGCUGAGCAUUCACUAGUGGAUAAAACUAUUUAAAUAUAUUUAUUACACAAUACUAAUAACAGAGGCCCAGAAGCCCUAUUUUUAAUAGAUUAUGGAUUGCAGCUUCUCAGAUUGAGUUUAGUAACUGCUUAUUUAUCUUUGCAGUAUUAGGCGUGUGAUGUAACAUUUUAAAAUUACAUUUUGAAAACUAAAUCUGUAUUUGAAGUGAUGCAUUUUAAGUAUGUAAUUAGAAUGCCUGAUUUAAUUUGUGUGAUAUUGCUGUUUCGAUGGAAGCUCUAAACUUCUUAGACCUUUGCCUUUAUUAUCCUUGGUGUGAAAUCAUAUGGAGUGUUCUUCCAUUAGUGAUUUAUGGUAACUUCAUUAAAAUCUGGCCUCAACGCCAAAUGUGUUGAUCAAGUGAAGCACAAAUCUGUAAACUUCCACUUUCUCAAACUUGCUGGCAUUCCAUGGAGAUAGCCUGGUGUCUAAGAGUGUUUGUAAUAAAUACAUUAAGCAACUCC